This is a messenger RNA of Candidula unifasciata, 3068 nucleotides long. The record is from the annotation of a GenBank genome assembly. Lineage: Eukaryota; Metazoa; Mollusca; Gastropoda; Stylommatophora; Geomitridae.
GUGCUAUUGCCAAGUCAGCGCGGGCAGCAGGGGUGUGCCUUCAGCAUGCUGAGCACUAUGCUGCUGAAAUUUCCAGGGAGCUGAAAGGUCCAGAGUCCCUGGAAGAUGGGAUCGGCACAGAUGACUUUAAGAUUGGGGACAGAGUGUGGGUCAACGACACCAAGCCAGGUGUCAUAGCUUUUAUAGGCGAGGCAGAGUUUGCCCCAGGUGAAUGGGCAGGCAUUGUCCUAGAUGAGCCUAUUGGCAAAAAUGAUGGCAGUGUUAUGGGAGUCAGGUAUUUCCAGUGUGAGCCGAAGAGAGGAGUGUUUUCUCGCCUUAGUAAGUUGUCACACAUGCCCCGGUCACCUUCAGCCUCUCAGGGACAUGAUAGCACUGCAAGUGAUGCUAAACCCUCAGACAUUAAGUCGCUGACAGCUGUUACUGCGGCAACCAGCAAUGGGGUUACACCUGCUGCCUCGUCAAGGCCAUCAUCUCGGCUUGGUUUAAGUGCCAGCAAGAACCUGUCAUCAUCAUCUUCAAGUCUUCACAAAACAUCUUCAGCUGGAGCUACACCCACAAGUGUCGGCGGUUACGGGGUAACCCCUUUGAGGUUGCCUGGCACCAUGCCGGGUGGUGUCAGGGUUGGAGACAGGGUGCUUGUGAGUGGCUCCAAGUCUGGGGUCCUCCGCUACAUUGGGGAGACAGACUUUGCCAAAGGGGUCUGGGCUGGUGUGGAGCUGGAUCAGCCAAUGGGCAAAAACGAUGGAGCUGUGGCAGGCAAAAGAUACUUUGAUUGCAAACCCCUGCAUGGGUUAUUUGCACCCGUUCACAAAAUCUCUCGAGCUGGCUCGCUGACCUCCACCCCCUCACCCCACUCAAGGCCACUCAUGUCCACCAGCCUGCGCAGCUCCCGAGAACACAGCGGCAGCCAGGAGAGUGUGCUCUCAAUGUCCUCCACGGCUUCAAGUGUGUCGCGAUCACGGGUAAGGUUGGGAGUCACCUCGUUGGCCAAUCAGGGAUCGAAAACAGGCCAGAGGCCCAGCACUCUGAAUCUCUCUGCCACAACUGCAGCUUUGCAGAAAACUUUGAAAGAAAAAGAGGAGCAUAUAGAGCAGUUGCUGCGAGAGCGGGAUCUAGAGAGGUCAGAGGUUGCCAGAGCUGCAGCUCAUGUGGAUGAGGCUGAAGGGCAGCUGAGUUCCAUGAGGUCAGAACAAGACAGGCUGCGGAUGGAAGCAGAAGAGCAGAUUGCCAAAUACAGAACAUUGGUUGCUGAACUAGAAACUGAAAAGCUAGAGUUGCAAGCAUUUCUGGAGGAAGAGAAAAGAAAAGUGGAAGAUCUGCAGUUUCAGCUAGAAGAAGAAGCCUUGAAAGAUGAUGAAGAUGUGAAAACAAAUGCAGCGAGUGAGUUACAGUUGAAAGAGCUGGAGAGACAAGCCAAGAAAGAGAAAGAGCGAGCAGAUAAACUGGAGGCAGAUUUACAAGAGCUAAAGACAAAACUGGAUGAGCAACAGAAAACAACAAACGAAGCAAAAGCUGCCCAGACCUUAUAUCUGGACCAGAUUGAGGAGCUGACCUACAAGCUGACCCAGGCAGAAUCCAAGAUCAAAACUUUUGAGUCCACACGUCUGGAAGAUGGAGCUAAGACAAGCCAAGUCAAUAUGGAACUGUCAGAGAAGCAGAACCGCAUACGGGAGUUAGAAGAACAGCUAGCACAGCAGCAGCAGGAGAUGUCAGCCAUGUCCCAGCAGCUGAAUGACGUGAGGGAGGAGCUUAUUGCAAGCAAUGAGAAGAGAAAGAAUCAGGAGGAAUUAAUUCAGGAUCUGACAAACAGACUCAAACAGGCUGAUGAUGACCGCAGACAAUUGGUAGAACAGCUGCAGAAUGCUAGCUCAAACAUUGGAGAUCUUCAGAGGCAACUGGCAUCCAGCAAAGAGAAAGCUGAGCAGUUGGCAGUAGAAAGAAACAGGCUGGAAGUGCAGUUAUCAGAGCUGAUGAAAAAUUCUGGAGACAGCUCCAGCCAGCUAGCCCAGCUGAAUGACCAACUCACCGAGAGGAGCAGGAAAAUCCAGGAUCUGCAAAAUGACCUAUCCAACUAUUCUCAAAACCUGGCAAAAGCAGAAGAGUCCUACCAAAAACUGAAACAAGACAAGGACAGGGAGCACCAAGAGACUGUGAAACAGUAUGAUGAAAAAAUCCUUCAGUUCACUGAUCAGAUCCAGGAAUUGACAGCGGCACUGGAAAAGCAGAAAGCAAAAAGCAUUCAGUUGUCAGAAAAUUUUGAAUCUGAAAAGAAAAAAGUCUUUGAACAAAAGGAGAUGCAGAUCCGUGAACUGCAGCAGCAGCUGUCUCAAGCAAACAGUGAACUCAGCAAACAGCAAGAUACAGUCACUGCUCACAAACAGCUGUUUGAGAAACUCACCCUGGAGAAGGAAGAAUUACAGUUUGAGAAACAGCAGAUGGAGAAGCAGUUGAAGCGGGUGGAUGAAGAAAAAUGUAGCAUUAACUCCGAGCUUGUACAGGUCAGGGGGGAGCUCACCAAAUACCAGGAGGAGGUGGGGAGAUCUCAGGGGACACAGUCGGAGCUGCAGGACAAACUGGAGAGACUGACACUGCAGAUUGAGUAUGUCUCCAAAGCUAAAGAUGAGGCUGAAAAGUUACAAGAGGAACUCAAGUUACAGAAGCUGGAAGUGACUCAGGAGAAAGAUGCGUUAGAGCAGGAGAUGUCAAGUCUGAGAACAGAGAUCCUCAAGAAAGACGCCCUCCUUCAGGUCCUGCAACAGGAAGGAGACAAGUUCCAGAAGGAAUCAACAAAAAAGGCAGAAGAAUUGUUAUGCAAAUCACAAACUGAGGCUGACUUUUUGAAACAGGAGCUAGAUGGGCUGAAGGUAUCUUUACAAGAAACAAAGGAUGAGCUGGAGUCGAAGAACUCCAAGAUCACAGAGCUGCAAACCCAGGUGGAGCUGCACAAGACACUGAUACAGGAGAAGGAGGGGCUUUUAAAUGAGAAAGUACAGCUUGUGAAAGAGAAAGAAGCAACAGAAGAAAAAUGCAGAAGCUUGGCUGAGAACAUCCAGAAGCAAAUAGACAAG